Molecule: messenger RNA, 1101 nt
Organism: Cyclocybe aegerita
Lineage: Eukaryota; Fungi; Basidiomycota; Agaricomycetes; Agaricales; Hemipholiotaceae
Source: the annotation of a GenBank genome assembly
AUGGUUAGAGACAAGCCUGAGAUUCUGUCAGGGAACCAAGUCGUAAACGGAAAUAGAACAUUUGAUGCCGCUUCCGCUACGCGUUCCUGCUUCCAACUUGACCACCUUCCUCCACCAGGCCUGAAGGCCUCUCUGCUCUCGACGAUGCAGAAACUCAUCUUCCAGGCAGUAUUCCGGUCAAACCCUACCAUCAACGCGUUCAGUUUCUCCCGGAGCUACUUCUCCAGCAUCCCAACGCCUGCCGCACGCGGCAGCACACGACCUAACCUCUCGACGGGCUUUUUCUCCACUCAUCGCGCCUUUCAUUCAUCCCUACUGCGACUUUCGCUCAUUCAACCACCCGUUCAUAAACCAAGGUCGCAAGCGACAAGACUACUCUGGUUCCAUCGUUGGUUGUCGACCUCGUCGCGCUCCUCACUUCGGUAUCACCCUCCUGAUUCACACCCUGGGCAAACCCAACGACGCUUCCUGGGCUUUCUCGAUAAGAUCCCUCAGAAUGUGAUAUUCUAUGGGAUUAUAGGUCUCAACUCUGCUGUGUUCUUUAUGUGGUAUAUGGCGUCGCAGAAAUACAGACUAGAAGGCGAUCCAUCAGCCAUCUACUGGAUGACAAACAACUUUACGGACAGCUGGAGAAAUCUUGCAUCUGGUAGAAUAUGGACUCCCUUUACGUGUUGUUUCUCCCAUAAAGACUGGUCUCAUAUCCUCAUGAACGGCUUCACAUUUUUCUUCAUGGCCCGGCCUGUUCUUCAACUGCUUGGAAGCCGUCAAUUCAUCUUCCUUUACCUAGGAGGCGGUUUGAUCUCUUCAUUCACCAGUCUGGUCUAUGCUAAGUUGGCUGGGAAGUACGGCUACUCCUCACAUGGCGCUAGUGGCGCAAUCUUUUCUAUUGUAACUCUCCUCGCAUGCGUAGCCCCCACUAUGACAUUCCAGCUCUAUGGAAUCAUCCCUAUUCCAGCGUGGCUCGUGGUGUCUGGACUGUUCUCAUACGACGUGUAUGCAACCGUCAAGAACACGGCUGGCACAACAGAUACAAUGGGGCAUGUUGGCGGAGUUGUAGCUGGUAUUGGAUACUUCCUUCUCAAGCGAUUUAGGGUCUUCUAG